AUGACAAGAUUAGCUGAAAACAAUACUUGUAUUAAUUGUUUAGUAAUAGUGUCAAAUUACACUACUUUCUCAAUUAACCCUCCAGAAAGCUUAACCAUCUUUUUGACUAGUGUGAUGAUUUUUAUAUCUGUUAUGGAUAUCUUUGGAAAUACCCUUGUCAUUCUAUCAAUCCUAAGGAACAAGAAACUUAGGAAUGCUGGCAAUAUCUUUGUGAUUAGCUUAUCAGCAGCAGACCUGAUGGUCGGAGUAUAUUCAUAUCCUUUAGUUUCCAUUGCUACGUUAUACAACAAAUGGAUCUUGGGGGAUCUUCAGUGCAAAAUAUCAGGACUUAUUCACUCUCUUGGUCACAUUGUAUCUGUCUAUAACAUCAUGGCUAUUGCUAUCAACCGUUACUGCUGUAUCUGCCACAGUCUCAAAUAUGACAAGCUAUACAGCAUGAGAAACACUUACUGCUAUGUUUUUCUGACUUGGUCUUUCAGUAUCAUUCUGUUACUGCCAAUUAUAUUCUUUGAUGUUUUACAAUAUGAUGAGCGAGUACAUUUCUGUGCCUUUAUUUUUACAGUAAAACCCUCUUUAACCAGCACAAUGGCAGUGAUACACUUCUUAAUACCAGUGACAAUUGUAAUUUUCUGUUAUUCGAGGAUAUGGAUUUUGGUUAUUCAGGUCAAGUACCGAAUCAGGCAGGAAAACAAACAAAAGUUAAAGCCUGCAGAAGUCCGUAACUUCCUGACUAUGUUUGCUGUCUUUAUUCUUUUUGCAGUUUGCUGGAGCCCUUUUAGCAUUCCAGCACUAGUAGAAGGCUGUAAUCCCAGAGGGAAAACCUCAGAAUUCCCUGAUUGGUUAUUUGUAUUAGGUUACUUCACUGCCUCCUUUAACAACUGUCUUAAUGGUAUAGUUUAUGGUAUUCUUAAUCAGAACUUCCGACAAGAGUACAAAAGAAUUCUCCUCUCUUUAUGCAGAGUGGUAUCACCUGCUUGA
Molecule: messenger RNA, 978 nt
Organism: Protopterus annectens (West African lungfish)
Lineage: Eukaryota; Metazoa; Chordata; Ceratodontiformes; Protopteridae
Product: melatonin receptor type 1C-like
Exons: 2
Coding region: 1-978 (325 amino acids)
Biological process (GO): G protein-coupled receptor signaling pathway
Cellular component (GO): membrane
Molecular function (GO): melatonin receptor activity
Source: RefSeq, a predicted model, not a curated record